GCUCAGCUCUCCUUUCUUUGGAAGGAGACCAUAACUCCACAGUCCACACCACUAAUAAGCCCCCACUCUUAGCCAUGCCGAUCAAGCCGUGGUACUCUCAUGCACUUCAACUGCUCACGUGUUGCACUCUGAUGCUGGCCCUCGCUCACCCUGUUGCACCGUCUUCUCGUGGCGCCAUGGACCCUGCUCCAGCUACACCUACUGUUCAGUCUCCACCUCCAGCUGCACCCACUCUUGAGCCUCCAGCUCCAGCUCCAGCUCCAGCUACCACUCCUGCUCCAGCUCAGGUUCCAGUUACCCCUGCUACCCCGGCUCCAGGUCCAGCAGCUCCGCAGCAUGUCUGGAACGUCGAGUACAUACUGUGGGCACCAGACUGCAAGCAACACGGGAUGAUCGGGAUCAAUGGCACGUUCCCCGGCCCGACGAUCACCGCCAACGCCGGGGACUUUAUCACAGUGGUGGUGAACAACAAGCUGCACACGGAGGGGGUUGUCAUCCAUUGGCAUGGAAUCAAACAGAUUGAUACGCCAUGGGCAGACGGAACCGCGUGGAUAUCGCAGUGCCCCAUCAACCCGGGGGACACGUUCACCUACAAGUUCAAGGCUGACAAGGCCGGGACGUUCUUCUACCACGGCCACUUCGGGAUGCAGCGGGCGGCGGGGCUGUACGGAUCGCUGAUCGUGCUCGACGGGGACGACCCGUUGAAGAAGGAGCCCAUGUACGCCGGCGAGCUCAGCAUGCUGCUCAGCGACUGGUACCACGAGCCCGUCUACGCGCAGGCGGUGGGGCUCGAGCGCAAGGACGACCACUUCCAGUGGAUUGGCGAGCCGCAGACCCUGCUGCUCAACGGGAAGGGGCAGUUCGGGUGCACGUUGGGCGACGUCGGCAACUUCCACAAGGGGAUCACCAAGUGCGACCGGAACGAUGGGGAAGGCGUGGAGGCGGCGUGUGACCAGGGUUGCGGGGAUGGGGAGAUGGAGUUGGAGGCGGAGAAGAAGGUGUGCGAGGACGAGAAGGCGGCGAACUGCAGCGUGAUCCGGCGAGGAGAGUGCGGGCCCUUCUGCAGGGAGACCCAGUGCGGCCCCGUGGUGUUCGACGUGAAGCCCGGCAAGACGUACCGGCUCAGGAUCGCCAGCACCACCUCCCUCUCCGCCCUCAACGUGCAGGUCCAAGGGCACAAGCUGACGGUGGUGGAGGCCGACGGCAACUUGGUGGAGCCGUUCGACGUCGAUAGCAUCGACAUCUACUCCGGCGAGAGCUACUCCGUCCUCCUCAGCACCACGGCCGCGAAACAGGGGUCGUCGUCGCCAGCCUCCUACUGGAUCUCCGUCGGCGUGAUAGGGCGGACCCCCAGGACGCCGCCGGCCCUGGCGGUCCUGCGGUACACCGGCAGCGGACCCGAGCUGCCGGCGGGAGAGCCUCCGGCGACCCCGACCUGGGACAACGUGACACGCAGCAAGGAGUUCGCGAAAAGACUCAAAGCCCGGGAAGGACACGGCUACCAGCCGCCGCCGCCGGAGACAAAGGGCGCGCACCGGACGAUCGUCAUGCUCAACACGCAGGAGCUCUUCGAUGGCCGGAUCAAGUGGGCGAUCAACAACGUCUCCCUGUCGCUCCCCGACACCCCGUACCUCGGCGCCUACGCCUACGGCAUCCCGGGCCAGGUGUACUUCAACACCACCCCCGCGCCUGGCGCCUUCGACAGCAAGUACGACGUCGAGAAGCCGCCGCAGGAGCAGGACCCGGCGGCUGUCCUGCCGGCGACGGUGAGCGACCAGGUGCACAGCCUCAAGCACGGCGAGGUCGUCGACUUCGUGCUGCAGAACGCGGACAUGAGGAAGGACAACGUGAUCGAGUCGCACCCGUGGCACCUCCACGGGCACGACUUCUGGGUGCUCGGCUACGGCGAGGGCCGCUGCGACCCCGUCAGGGACCUCAAGAACGAGACACUCAUCAACACGGUGAACCCGCCGCUGCGGAACACGGCGGUGCUGUUCCCGCACGGUUGGACGGCGCUCCGGUUCGUGGCGGACAACCCCGGCGUGUGGGCGUUCCACUGCCACAUCGAGCCGCACCUCCACAUGGGCAUGGGCGUCGUCUUCGCCGAAGGGAUGGAGGGGAAAGAGAGGCUGCAGGAGCUGAGGGACAAUGUUCCCAGAGAGGCCAUCAUGUGCGGCAAGACGGCACUCGCGGCCAUGGCGGCGCGGCCACUCGCGCCGCCCACAUCGGCAUCGCCUUCACCACCAUCACCGUGACAUGCAUAGAAAUGUCUCGCAGCUUAUAUUAUUUCCUCGUCGCAUGCCAGUUCCCUGGUACAAGUGUGACGCAUAUAUCAUUACUAGUGGGGAUGCUGGUGUCCAGGCACGUGUUUAAAAGUAGUAUCAAUAAUUAAAACAUGUUUAUUAUUAAAUAAUAUUAAUAAUAAAUUAACCAACCCAAAUAGCAGAUCAAGAAGAACUUGUCUUAAUUUAUUAGUGAUGCAAAAUUUAAAUCAAUAGCAGAU
This is a messenger RNA of Panicum virgatum (switchgrass), 2503 nucleotides long. RefSeq names its product L-ascorbate oxidase-like. Gene Ontology annotation, cellular component: plasmodesma. The transcript has 4 exons. Bases 75 to 2255 code for a protein of 726 amino acids. Lineage: Eukaryota; Viridiplantae; Streptophyta; Magnoliopsida; Poales; Poaceae. Gene Ontology annotation, molecular function: copper ion binding; oxidoreductase activity. The record is from RefSeq and is a predicted model, not a curated record.